CCACCACCAUCCCCCCUUCCUCCGGUCUGCUCACUGGUCAUCACCCGGUCCACAAUGGCCCCCGUCGCACGAGAGCCCGGACAGAAGGGCGUCAACUGGUCCAACAUUGCAGUCGGUGCCAUCAUGAACAUGUGCCAGGUUACGACCCUGGGGCAACCGCUGGAGGUUAUCAAGACCCAAAUGGCUGCUAACCGGUCGCAGACGAUGGUUCAGGCGCUUCAGACGGUCUGGAGUAGGGGUGGUCUCGCCGGCUUUUACCAAGGCCUCAUUCCCUGGGCUUGGAUAGAGGCAUCCACUAAGGGUGGUGUCUUACUAUUUACAGCGUCCGAGAUCGAGACGGCGUCCACGAAAGUGGGAAUCAGCCCCGCUGCAGCUGGUUUGUUGGGCGGCAUGGGAGGCGGUAUUGCUCAGGCUUAUGCGACCAUGGGUUUCACGACAUGCAUGAAGACGGUUGAAAUCACGCGACACAAGCAAGCUGCAACAGGAGUCAAGCCCGCAUCGACGUGGGCAGUCUUCAUGGACAUUUACCGCCGUGAAGGCAUCCGUGGUAUCAACAAGGGUGUCAAUGCCGUUGCCGUCAGGCAAUGCACUAACUGGGGUUCCCGCAUGGGUUUCGCGAGAUUGGCGGAGAGCGGGAUCCGCAAAGCUCGGGGUAAGAAAGAAGGCGAAACCCUGAGUGCCCUUGAUAAAAUACUCGCCUCGUCCAUCGGCGGUGCUCUUGCGACGUGGAACCAACCUAUCGAAGUUAUCCGUGUUGAGUUGCAAUCCGUGGCGAAGAACGCGGAUUCGGCCAAUCGCCCGGCGAAGCCCACGAUUGCCAACAUCUUCAUGUAUAUCUACCGCGUGAAUGGCGUCAAGGGUCUGUACCGCGGUGUCACCCCACGCAUCGGUCUGGGUAUCUGGCAGACUAUUUGCAUGGUCUCGUUCGCGGACUACGUCAAGGCUUGGGUGAAGGGAAAUGGGAGCAAAUGAUGCUUCUGAGGCAGCUCAGUUCGCUUUCGCAUAGGUGCUAUACUAGUUGCUUUUAUAUACCGCAUUACCCCGGAAUUAUGAUUACCU
This is a messenger RNA of Punctularia strigosozonata HHB-11173 SS5, 1059 nucleotides long. RefSeq names its product mitochondrial carrier. Gene Ontology annotation, molecular function: tricarboxylate secondary active transmembrane transporter activity. The record is from RefSeq and is a predicted model, not a curated record. Bases 55 to 972 code for a protein of 305 amino acids. Lineage: Eukaryota; Fungi; Basidiomycota; Agaricomycetes; Corticiales; Punctulariaceae. Gene Ontology annotation, cellular component: mitochondrion. Gene Ontology annotation, biological process: mitochondrial citrate transmembrane transport; alpha-ketoglutarate transport. The transcript has 8 exons.